UCGCCUUCCGCCCGCUGCUUGUGCCAGAGUGCUGCGAGUUCUUUUCUUGCUAUUCUACAGGACGUGCUCGUCUGAUCGCUGACGUUUGGCGUCCGAGUGUGUGUCUGCUUCGGUGGUGCAGCAUGGCGGGGGGAGGGGAGGGGCGGGCCCCCAAGCGGCGGGGUUUGCCUUCGGGUAUUAAAAACAAGGUGAAGCGGGGCGAGGUGCACGCGCGGGUGCAGCAGGAGAAGAAGAAGGAGAAGAAGCAGCGGGUGCUCAAGAGGAAAAAGGAGGAAGAGGCGGCCGUCGCGCUGGGCGAAGCGCCACCCCCGAAGAAAAUCCCCCGGACCAUUGAGGGGACACGCGAGGUGGACGACACCCUGGUGCGCCCGGAUGAUCAGGAGCUGCAGGCGGAGGAGGCGCAGGACGAGUUCAGCGGCCACUUUGCGCGUGCGGUGGCGCCCAAGGUGCUGGUGACCACGUGCCGGCGCCCGUCCAAGGGCCUGCUGCGCUUUGUGGCGGAGCUGCUGGGCCUGCUCCCCGGCGCGCACUUCUACAAGCGCGCCGACUACGCGGUCAAGCAGAUGGUGCAGUACGCCACCGCGCGCGGCUUCACUGCGCUGCUCGUGCUGCACGAGAACCGCAAGCGGCCCAACGGGCUGCUCCUCGUCAGCCUGCCCGCGGGCCCCACCGCGCACUUCCGCCUCAGCAGCCUCAAGCUGCGCGCCGACAUCCCCGGCGCGGGCCGCCCCACGCGCCACAUCCCCGAGCUCAUCCUCAACAACUUCUCCACGCGCCUCGGCCUGCGCGUCGGCAGGCAGCUGGCGUCGCUGUUCCCGCAGGCGCCGCAAUUCCGCGGGCGGCGCGUGGUGACGUUCCACAACCAGCGCGACUACAUCUUUGUGCGGCACCACCGGUACAUCUUUGAGGAGCGCGGCGGGCGCAAGGGCGGGGCCGACCCUGGCGCGCCCGUGCUGGCGCGGCUGCAGGAGUGCGGGCCGCGCUUCACGCUCAAGCUGCUCAGCCUGCAGAAGGGCACCUUCGACUCCAAGGCUGGCGAGUACGAGUGGGCGCACAAGUCGGACAUGGACACGAGCCGGCGGCGCUUCUUCCUGUGAGCUGGCUGCAGGCGCGGGGCCAGGCACCGCGGACCCUGAGCAGGCUAGCGAGCCUGCGCAACCGAUGACGUGCCGGCAGAACCCUCGAACAACUCCGUUUGGGUGAACCGCAGAGAGAGCGGAUCCUGCCGUUGAGGUGCUCUGUGCUAUUAGUCUAGUUGGCAAAGAUAAGACACCCGAGUUCCUCGUGCUGCGGGUGAAGGGCUUCACACAGUGGAACGAGCUUGUGUCGUUUACAUGACUGUUGUACACCUGAGUUCGGCUCCUCUGUAAUUGCCGGCUUUAAU
This is a messenger RNA of Klebsormidium nitens, 1384 nucleotides long. The record is from the annotation of a GenBank genome assembly. NCBI's taxonomy places the organism in Eukaryota, Viridiplantae, Streptophyta, Klebsormidiophyceae, Klebsormidiales, Klebsormidiaceae.